UGGUGGGGAGCUUCGUGUCGAAGCACACGUAAAGGUCACCUUCAGUUUUAGUUCAAGUCUCGAAAGAAGUGUUUGAUGUAAAGUGAACACCGUAGAUUUUUCAAGUAUAAGUAAUUUUAAAUAUAAAAAGUUUUAAAUUAACAUUCAUAUUUUAUUUCUCAUUGUAAUUGGAUAUAUAUUUAUUUGGUUAUAUAUUUUAUUUAGGACAUAGAAAUUAUCUUUUAAAUUUUUUGUAUAUUUAUUUUUAAAAUAUGUCCAUAAAGAAUGAUGAAAUGCAAUGUCCUUGCACAAUCAAAGAUGAAUCGAAGAAGGAAGAUUUUUCUUUUCUCAUUCCAUUUACAAUACAAAAUGACAAAGAACAAGGUAAGGAAGACUUAAAUGCUAGUAUGUCUUUUUAUAAUAAUAACAAUGAUAAAAGAAGAAUUUAUAUUCAGAGCUUGGAAUCAAUGGCGCUUCCACAAGAAUACAAGUGGUAUUGGAUAGACAUGGCAGAAGAUUUAGCAGCUCGGAGAUUUAUAAAACCUGGUAGUCAUAAAGACAAAGGUCUUGCAGUUUUUACCAGUGGAGGUGAUUCUCAAGGAAUGAAUGCAGCAGUUCGAGCAGUUGUUAGAAUGGGUAUUUAUCUUGGAUGUAAAGUUUUCUUUAUUAAAGAAGGCUAUCAGGGUAUGGUAGAUGGUGGAAAAAAUAUUCAAGAAGCUACUUGGUCAUCUGUUUCUUCUAUCAUACAUAAAGGUGGUACAGUAAUAGGAUCUGCUCGAUGUCAUGAUUUCGAAGAACAUUCUGGUCGCAAAAAAGCUGCAAAAAAUUUAGUAAAACUUGGAAUAAGUAAUUUAGUUGUAAUAGGUGGUGAUGGUUCACUUACUGGUGCAAAUAUAUUUAAGGAAGAAUGGUCAACCCUAUUAAAAGAAUUAGCUGAGGAAGGAGAAAUUACAAUAGACCAAGUAGAAAAAUAUGAACAUUUACACAUUGCUGGUUUAGUGGGAUCUAUUGAUAAUGAUUUUUGUGGAACUGACAUGACUAUUGGUACUGAUUCUGCGUUACAUCGUAUUAUCGAAAGUAUCGAUGCUAUUGUUAGUACAGCAUAUUCCCAUCAAAGAACGUUCAUAAUGGAAGUUAUGGGUCGGCAUUGCGGGUAUUUGGGAAUUGUGGGUGCUUUAGCGGCAGAAGCAGAUUUUGUUUUCUGUCCAGAAUCACCUCCUCCUGCUGACUGGCCUGAUAAAUUAUGUAAAAAAUUGGGGCAGGAAAGACUUAUGGGACAACGACUUAAUAUUAUAAUUGUAGCUGAAGGUGCAUUAGAUAGAAAUGGUGAACCAAUUACUGCUGAAAAAAUUCAUAAAGUUGUUGUGGAAAAGCUACAACAAGAUACAAGAAUUACUGUUCUUGGUCAUGUUCAAAGAGGUGGUAAUCCAUCUGCUUUUGAUAGAGUUUUGGGCUGUCGAAUGGGAGCAGAAGCAGUAAUGGCAUUAAUGGAAGCAAAGCCAGACACUGAAGCAUGUGUUGUUACAUUAAAUGGUAAUCAAGCUGUAAGAUUACCUCUUAUGGAAUGCGUUCGACGUACUAAGGGAGUAGCAAAAGCUAUGGCUGAUAAAAAUUGGAAUCUCGCAGUUCAACUUCGUGGAAAAGGAUUUGCUCGUAAUUUGGAAACAUAUAAAAUGUUGACCCGUUUGAAAGCACCUAUAGAAUGUACCCAUCCCAAGGAAAGUAACAGUCCCACAUUAACAAAGCAAUUCACUUUGUAUGGACAAAGUUGCCAUUAUACAUUAGGUGUAAUACAUAUUGGUUCACCCUCUUGUGGUAUGAAUGCCGCUGUGCGUUCUUUUGUUAGAAAUUGUAUUUAUCGAGGAGAUAAGGUUUAUGGUAUUUGUGAUGGAAUCUUAGGUCUUAUGACUGGAAAAUUUAAAUUAUUGGAUUGGCCUUUUGUCACUGGUUGGGUAUCACAAGGUGGUGCUCUUUUAGGAACUAAACGUGCUCCACCAAAAGAGGAGCAGUUAACACAGAUUGCUCAAAGACUUAAAGAAUAUGAAAUUCAAGCUCUACUUAUUGUAGGAGGAUUUGAGGGUUAUCAAACGGGACUUACCUUUAUUAAUGCUAGAGACAAAUUUGAAGAAUUUCGAAUUCCUAUUGCGAUGAUUCCGGCAACUAUUAGCAAUAAUGUUCCAGGAACUGAGUUUUCAUUAGGAUGUGACACUGCUUUAAAUGAAAUUACAGAGAUCUGUGAUCGAAUCCGUCAAUCUGCACAAGGUACAAAGCGUCGAGUAUUUAUUAUUGAAACUAUGGGUGGAUAUUGUGGUUAUUUAGCUACUCUAGCUGGAUUAGCUGGUGGAGCUGAUGCAGCAUAUAUUUUCGAGGAAAAGUUUAAUAUUAAAGAUUUAAAUCAAGAUGUUAUUGCAAUGGCUGCUAAAAUGUCUGAAGGUGUACAGAGAGGUCUUAUUUUAAGAAAUGAAAAUGCAAAUUUAAAUUAUAGUACAGAUUUUAUGCAAAGACUUUUUAGUGAAGAAGGAAAAGGCCUCUUUAGCUGUAGAAUGAAUAUUAUUGGUCAUAUGCAGCAAGGAGGUUCACCAACUCCAUUUGAUCGAAAUUUGGGCACAAAAAUGGGUUCUAAAGCAGUUGAAUGGUUUAGUGAACAACUAAAAAAAAAUACUGAUGCUAAUGGUAAAGUAACAGCAAUGGAUGCUGAUAGUGCAGUUAUGAUUGGUAUUGUGCGACAACAUUAUAAAUUUACACCAUUUGCAGAACUUCUUGAAAUGACGGAUUUUGAACAUCGCAUUCCAACAUAUCAAUGGUGGAUGAAAUUACGACCAUUACUUAAAGUUUUAGCAAAACACGAAUCUACAUAUGAGGAAGAAGGUCUUUAUAUCACUGUAGAAGAAAUGGAUGUUGAUAAUGAUUCUCUUGUAUAAAUUACAAAUGUUUGCAGUAAAAGAAAUAUAUUUUUGACUCAUUGUUGACAAUGAAUUUUACAGUUUAUCUCUGGCAUAAUGUAUAUGAAAUUUAGAAAUUAUUUCGUUCUGAUAUUAAAUUGUUAAAUAUGUAUUUUCUCUUUACUGUUGCAACUGACGUAUUUAUUUAUUAAAUAGAUAUUUAAACUUUAUAUUUAUGAAAUAUUUGUGGUAAUUAUAUAAUAUUAUAUAAUUAUAGAACAAGAAAUACAUAUGAAUAUGUGCAUAAGGAUAUUGUGACCAUUGAAAAUGUACCUAAUCAAAUGUACCUAUUAAUAAAAUGUAUCUUAUAAA
Messenger RNA from Apis laboriosa (Himalayan honeybee), 3233 nucleotides. It is a transcript of the gene Pfk, whose product is annotated as ATP-dependent 6-phosphofructokinase. Bases 252 to 2900 code for a protein of 882 amino acids. Gene Ontology annotation, biological process: fructose 6-phosphate metabolic process; canonical glycolysis; fructose 1,6-bisphosphate metabolic process. NCBI's taxonomy places the organism in Eukaryota, Metazoa, Arthropoda, Insecta, Hymenoptera, Apidae. The record is from RefSeq and is a predicted model, not a curated record. Gene Ontology annotation, cellular component: 6-phosphofructokinase complex; cytoplasm. The transcript is spliced from 20 exons. Gene Ontology annotation, molecular function: ATP binding; fructose-6-phosphate binding; AMP binding.